Molecule: messenger RNA, 329 nt
Organism: Candidula unifasciata
Lineage: Eukaryota; Metazoa; Mollusca; Gastropoda; Stylommatophora; Geomitridae
Source: the annotation of a GenBank genome assembly
CGUUCAUCAUGGGAGUCGGAUCAUUCACCUUCGCUUUCCUAUCAGGCAGCUACGCCUAUGUUGUUGCUGCAUUAAUGGCAUUUAUCAUAGGUUUAGGUUUUGGAGCAUUCCAGUCUGUUGAUUUUGCCCUGGUCAUGGAUGUGCUUGCAGAAGAUUCAGACAAGGCCAAGGAUAUUGCUGUUUGGCAUCAAUCACUGGUUCUACCACAAGCUCUGGCCACACCCCUGGGCGGUUUUAUUGGCUUAGGUUACAUUAUUUUAUUUAUUAUGUCAUCAAUUUAUUUUGUGUUGAGUGGUGUGUUUGUUUUUAAAAUACGCAGAGCUCGCUAG